Oncorhynchus keta (chum salmon) is the source of this 2858-nucleotide messenger RNA. RefSeq lists its product as uncharacterized. The record is from RefSeq and is a predicted model, not a curated record. The transcript has 2 exons. Bases 749 to 1786 code for a protein of 345 amino acids. Lineage: Eukaryota; Metazoa; Chordata; Actinopteri; Salmoniformes; Salmonidae.
UGUUGGUUGCAAAGCACCGUACGUCAAAAGUGAUUUUAUGCUCUCAAGUGAUUAUUUAAAUGUACAAUUUAUAUCAAAUAGUUUGUAAAUGUUAUUCAAACGUCACACAUAAGAUGCAGGGGUUUUUGGAGAAUAUUUGUUGUGCAUUUUGUUGUAGAGAAUUCACGCCAGUAUUAGCUAGCAACUUACUGUGUCUGGUGGGGGGGGGUUCAUAUAUUUUGUACAGUGCGUGAGUGCAGAGUUGGAUGGUGAGACGGGCAUUGCAUGACGUGCAAUCUUGUGUCGUUCUUAUCAGAAUAAAGCUACAUGAUUGGUGCUACAUAUUGGAGUUCCGUGUCGAUGACUGAUGUACACAACGCCAGAAGAGUACUGUUACAGUGGUGCCGUGACUGUUCUUCUGGAUCGGAUCAUCCUUCGUUGGAUUUCCAUCCCAGAACUUGACCGUGGUUGCUGUUGAAGAAUCAGAUAAGACGUUGCUGGUGCAGUUUGGCGAUAUCGCAUUUCGCCACAAGAUGGCGCCACUAGAACGUUUUAUUAUUGCAAUUGAUAAUUUCUCUGUCUGAGGCUCUUCACAGACAAAGGAUAACUGGUCUUUUGUGUUACUUGUUUAUUUGCAAUUCUGAUGUAUAUCUGAUAUAAGUAGGGUGAGUUUUACCAGUGUACUAGAUAUAGGUGAGAUUUAGGUGAUAUAUUUAUACAUGUUUUGCUGUUUACAUUUUCAUUAGGGUGUUGAUUUCCCAUUGUUAAAAUGGAAGGUGUUGGGAGAGGUAGGGGUUUCCUGUCAUUUAAUCUGUCACCAUCUGUGGGUAGGGGUUCAGCCAAAAUUCCAGUUGCUUCUACACCUAUGCCCAAACUGGAGGGUUUUGAUGAUAGUUUAUCCAUGGACACGCCCAUGGAUGUGUAUGAAAGAGGUUUGCCAAAUACAGGGAGUGGGGAGGUCUCCAUGGAUUUCAUAGCAGACAUAGUACAGCAGAUUGGUCAUUCCAUUGGGGAGAACAUUGCCUCCUGUUUGGAGUCAAAGGCAAUUGCUGGACAUGUUGGGGACAAUGUUAUGGGGAGUGUAUGCAGCUCGAGGGGUAUGGAUGUGUCAGGCCUGAACCUGGUAUUGAAGUCUGAUAUCAGGGAACCGGUGUAUUUUCGGGGGGAUGGCUCUGAAAAGUGCACAGUGCAUGAGUGGGAGGAUAUGGUCAUGGUUUACAUGCGUAAGAGGAGCGUGUCUGUGAUGGACCAAGCAGUUGAGGUUAUGGGCAGGCUUAUGGGAAGGGCCCGCGAUGUUGUUAAAGUUGGCAUACGCAGCAAUCCCUCCAUUGAUUUAUCUAAAGGCCCGAGUCCCAUCUUUGACAUACUGAAACAACAUUUUAGUGACGCUGUUUUUUCAAGCAUGCCCCUUGCUGACUUUUAUGCCACAUUACCUCUGACUGAUGAACAACCAUUUGAAUAUUGGCUCAGACUGAACAGGGCUAUGGAGGUUGCAGAAGAUUGUCUAAAGAGACAGAAAAAAAGUGUUGAAGACCCAUCUCGUGAGCUCACAGUCAUGUUCAUCAGACAUUGCCCUAACGCUGAACUGUCCCUUAUCUUUAAGUGCAAGCCAUUACAGCAAUGGACCGCUGCAGAUGUUCAUGAGAGGCUGGAUGAAUACAGGAGGGAGCGGAGGUACUCUCACUUAUCUAAGGUGACCCCAGGAAGUUGGUGCUGUCAUGCCGAUCACCAUGCCUGCUGUGAGGUCCCACAUGGAAGUACCCAAUACGUUGCCUUACCCAGCCCAGCCUAUUCAGGGCUCAGCUGAGCCCAUGGAACGUAUCCUUGCCAUGCUGGAGCGUGUGCUGGAGCAGAGGCCACAACAGUCUGACCAUAAAUUCCAAAAAGGGAAUAGGAGCAAAGUGAAGUCUAAUGGGCCAUGUAACGUGUGCGGGGAUGCUGGACAUGAUACUUACUUUCACUGCAGGACCAAUCACCUCUGCUUUCUUUGUCAUGUAGCUGGCCACGCACGCUCUCAGUGCCCCAAGGCUGCAGCUCUGAGCACAGCUAGUGGAGUCCCUACAGUAAUCACUGCUCAGCUUCCGGAAAACUAGUAGGCCUGCAUGUAGAAGGGGAGAGUGUUGGGCCUUUUGUAGAGUCCCCAUCAGUGAGAGCUGUUGAUUUGGAGUCUGUAUAUAAAAGUGUUUGUGACGAAAUGGAGACUGAGAAGACUAUCAUAAUGCAGAACACACAGAGACUUUCCCCAUAUGAUGAUUUAUUCUAUGCCAAGGUGUUAAUAGGAGGAGAAGUGGAAGUGAGAGCUAUGCUUGACAGUGGGUCCAUGGCUUGUACCUUGAGCUCUAGGGUCUUACCUGAACUGUUGCAUGCAGGAGUGUUGAAAAGUCCAUCAUUGAGUCCUACAGAGGUAGUCUUGGUUGGUUGUGGUGGGUUGAAGACGAGGCCUUUGGGAGUAUGUGAGCUGGAGAUGGAGGUGUACGGAUGUAGAGUCGCUGUGCCUACACUGGUGGUUGAAGGCCAGAGUGAUGACCUCAUCUUGGGCAGCAAUCUCCUAAAGCACUUGAUUCGCCACCUGAAGACGGAUGGAGAUCUCUGGAAGAGGGUUUACACUCCUGUGUGUGACGGGGGUGAGGAGAGCAAGCUAAUCGAGAUGAUGGCUAAUGUGGAGAGAUGGAGACACAGUGAAGUACCUGACAAAGUUGGAACUGUGAGACUAAAAGGGGCUGUGACUCUAGAGCCUAUGCAGGAGCACUUAGUCUGGGGCAGACUACGAAACACUCAGAAUCUAUCAGCUGGCAGUGCUGUUGUCAUUGAGCCCAGCAGUUCAAGGUCAACACCAAGGUCAAUACUGGUAGGGAGGACAGUAGCUCUAUUGCGGGGGG